AAAGUAAACAAACCCGGGCUGCUGAAAAUGAACUGAAUGAAUCUAUUAAAGCUGCUGUAACUCCGUAUUCAACUUACAUCCUCUCAACACAAAAGCGACAGUAUGUCUUAAGUAUUUGUUUUUCUUCAAGACCGCAGUUAUACUUAUUAAAAACAAUCUGCACAAAUAGAAACAUGUAGCAGUUAUUGAACUAUAAAAGCGACAUGAAACAUACAUGAACGUUACACGACGUUAAUCUUGCGUGCUUUUUGGUCUCAGUUUAUUUAGCAUUUUAGAAGAAAAAAAAGAUAGAAAGUUCGUAACAAACUUAUGGUUUGGGUUAAAUAUUUAUAGCUUAAUAUGUUGUAAUAUUUAUAAUGUCAACACGAAAGAGAAAGAAUUCAUCAUUACCUCAGUCAGAAUCAGCCGGCGAUCAGGCUGAUGGUGAACCUCUCAAGAGACUCACUGAGUGUCAGUCUGACACGAACACCCUGGAUCAUCAUCUCAGCCCCUAUUUCUCGAGGAAAGCCCCUGUCAGACUGAGUGACAGCUUCUUCCACCAGCCCUGCGUUGAUCUGGCCAAGGCCUUUCUCGGCAAGGUGUUGGUGAGGAAGCGAACUGAUGGCACUGAGCUCAGAGGAAGGGUUGUGGAAACCGAAGCAUAUUUGGGUGGGGAGGACAAGGCAUCCCACUCAGCGGGGGGAAAACGCACAGAGAGGAACACUGCCAUGUUCAUGAAGCCUGGGACCAUCUAUGUCUAUCCCAUCUACGGCAUCUACCUCUGCAUGAACGUAUCCAGCCAAGGGGAGGGGGCGGCCGUGCUUUUGCGUUCUCUGGAGCCUCUGAGCGGUCAGGACGUCAUGAGGGGCCUGCGAGCAGCCAAACGCAAAGCUGGAGCCAAAAACCUUAAGGACAAAGAGCUCUGCAAUGGCCCGUCCAAGUUGUGCCAAGCGCUAGAUAUACAGCGCUGCUUCGACCGCAGGGAUCUGGCCACUGAUACCGAGGUGUGGCUCGAGAGGGACCUGGAGCGAGAGACUGUUCCUGCUGGAGAGGUGGUGUCGGCCCAUCGGAUCGGAGUUGAGUCUCAUGGGGAAUGGGCGACCAAACCACUUCGGUUCUACCUGAGAGGACACCCAUGUGUGAGCGUGCUGAACAGAGACGCAGAGCGUCAGAUGCGCUCACAGUCCUACAAUGAGACGGAAAAGACAGUCUCUUGAAAGGUCUUCAUGUUGUUCAGUGAUUAAAUUGCUUUAUAAAUGGAUAUUCAAUCGAAAAUUUUAAUUCUGUCAUCAUUCAUGUCAUUCCAAACUUGUAUAGAUUUUUUUUGUUUUGUUUUUCUGUAGAACACAAAAGGAGAAGUUUAGCAGAAUGUCCAAGCUGCUCUUUUCCAUAUAAUUAAAGUGAAUGGUGAACAAA
Megalobrama amblycephala (Wuchang bream) is the source of this 1395-nucleotide messenger RNA. RefSeq names its product N-methylpurine DNA glycosylase (gene mpg). Gene Ontology annotation, biological process: base-excision repair. The record is from RefSeq and is a predicted model, not a curated record. The transcript is spliced from 3 exons. Gene Ontology annotation, molecular function: DNA binding; alkylbase DNA N-glycosylase activity. NCBI's taxonomy places the organism in Eukaryota, Metazoa, Chordata, Actinopteri, Cypriniformes, Xenocyprididae. Bases 357 to 1196 code for a protein of 279 amino acids.